CCGGGUGGCUUCCUCUUCCUGAGCGGACAGCGGGGCUCACCGAGGCGGACACGGCAGCAAGGAACGACCAUUGUUUUGAUUGGGAGACAUGGACACCCAUUAGCUAGCUCCAAGCUGUCAGGUUCAAUUUCUACUGUCUUCUUCCAGGACAAUUCAACCCGCAUUUAAAGGAUUGAACUUUUCUCUCUGCAUUGUUACUAGUUGUCCUGGAUGUGUACUUAUGAACCGCAGGAGGACACUGUGAAACAUACUGAAGGCAAAGGCUGUCGAUGGGUGAAAGAAGUUGGCUGCCAGCCUUCUGCGAGAAUUUCUCUUCUCAUUUUUUGAGUCAUGGUCGAAGCUUCGUCUCGCUGUCAAACUGAUGGUGGUGUGUGUGCAGGCGCCGCUGCUUGGAUCUGUGUAAUAUGUGAUUGAAGUGGACGGCCGAGGCCUGGGCCCGCUGUUGUAUUGUGGCCUGGGCUAGGAUACACCUCCUCUGCACCGGAUCAGCAGCGUUAAUUACGGCUCGGAGAUUACCCCUGUUUACGGAGUAGCGACUUGGCCUGCGUGCACCUCUGAAGGAGGAUUCAGUUUGGAAUAAUAAAUGCGAUUUCCAAGCCGUGUGGAGCCCCGGUGGUGGGAACAGCAUCGGCGCUGGACAGGAACGUGUGGAAAACUUGGACACUUUUAAAAGAUGAAUGCUCUGCUUCCCAUGUGACAUGCUUUAGAUCACGCUGUUCUAUCAAGACGGGGAAGCUGAGUUUCACCAGGAGGGAGGGGGGGGGCGCACCUCUAUCAUGAGGGACAUUUAGGGCCACCGACUUUUUAAUUUAUUGAGGGGGGUGCGGGUUAUUUUCUGUUCUAUAUUUUGAUUUGUCAUUGUUAGUAGUGGCACUGUUAGGGCUGCACAGAUUGUUAGACUUGGGCAGUCAUUGCUGUACAUGCUCAUGAUAUGAUUUCCGUUAUCAGCCCCGGGCUACAGUAACCUAAUGGUGUGCAAGCAAGAAAAUUAAUUUAGAGGAAGUGGGUCAGAUCCUUGUUGGCAUUAUGACAAGAGGCAAGCCAGAAUGCUUUCUCUCCCCAUAGAUUUGCAGUAACAGAUGUUGGAUCAUUUAAACCCCAAAUCUGUUUUCUCUAUGUUUUCUAUAAGUUUCAUUACUCGCAGUGUUGCAGCCUGGUAGCCAUUAUCACUUUUAGAAGAAGGUUCUGAAAGGAGGCAUUUUAGCACCGUUGAAUGGCUCUUUGUGGCACAACGGCUUCAAAUGCUACAAAAAUGAUGGCUGCUUAUAACGGUGGCUCCUCGGCAGUGGCUGCCCAUCAUCCGCAUCACCACCACCAGCUCCAGCACCUUCCUCCUCCCCACAUGCACCACCACCACCACGCGGGCCAGCAUCACUUGCAGCACCCGGGCUCCGCCGCCGCCGUGCACUCUGUGCAGCAACACACCUCCACUGCUGCAGCUGCGGCUGUGAUGCUCAACCCCGGCCAGCAGCAGCCCUAUUUCCCCUCUCCUGCCCCCGGACAGGCCCCCGGGCCGGCGGCGGCUGCGGCUCCAGCCCAGGUUCAAGCUGCUGCUGUCAAAGCUCACCACCACCACCACCACCACCACCAGCAGCAGCAGCAGCAUCAGCAGCAACACACGCACCACCUACCACAGCAGCUGGACAUUGAGCCUGACAGGCCCAUCGGCUAUGGAGCGUUUGGUGUUGUCUGGUCAGUGACAGACCCAAGAGAUGGAAAGCGGGUUGCCCUCAAAAAGAUGCCCAAUGUCUUCCAAAACCUUGUUUCCUGUAAGAGAGUGUUCAGAGAGCUGAAGAUGCUCUGCUUCUUCAAACAUGAGAAUGUGCUCUCUGCUCUGGACAUACUACAACCUCCACACAUCGACUACUUUGAAGAAAUCUAUGUGGUGACUGAACUUAUGCAAAGUGACCUCCAUAAGAUCAUCGUAUCACCACAGCCUCUGAGCUCAGACCACGCCAAAGUUUUCCUCUAUCAGAUUCUACGAGGACUUAAGUACCUUCAUUCUGCUGGCAUUCUACACCGAGACAUCAAACCUGGCAACCUCCUGGUAAACAGCAACUGUGUGCUCAAGAUCUGUGACUUUGGGCUGGCGCGGGUGGAGGAAACGGACGAGUCACGGCACAUGACUCAGGAAGUGGUGACACAGUACUACAGAGCCCCAGAGAUCCUGAUGGGCAGUCGCCACUACUCCAACUCCAUCGAUAUCUGGUCUGUGGGCUGCAUUUUUGCUGAGCUGCUGGGCCGACGCAUUCUCUUCCAAGCCCAGAGUCCCAUUCAGCAGCUGGAUUUAAUCACUGACCUGUUGGGGACUCCCUCUAUGGAGGCGAUGAGGACAGCGUGUGAAGGCGCUCGUGCACACAUUGUCAGAGGACCUCAUAAACAGCCAUCCCUUCCUGUUCUGUACACACUGUCUAGCCAAGCAACCCAUGAAGCUGUCCACCUCCUCUGCAGGAUGCUGGUGUUUGAUCCGUCAAAGCGGAUCUCAGCAAAGGAUGCGCUGGCUCACCCUUACCUGGACGAGGGUCGACUCCGCUACCACACAUGCAUGUGCAAAUGCUGCUACACCACAUCCUCUGGUCGUGUUUACACCAGUGACUUUGAGCCUGUCACUAACCCCAAGUUUGAUGAUGGCUUUGAGAAGAACCUGAGCUCUGUGAGACAGGUCAAAGAGAUAAUCCAUCAGUUCAUUUUGGAACAGCAGAAGGGUAGUCGAGUGCCACUCUGCAUUAACCCUCAAUCAGCUGCUUUCAAAAGCUUUAUCAGUUCCACAGUGGCUCAGCCCUCUGAAAUGCCUCCAUCUCCGCUGGUGUGGGAAUAGCUGCUGUCGCUGUGUGUCGUCACCUUUUCCCAACCGACAAGCUGCUAGACUGGGAACAAGAAAAGCGUCUCGACGUUUUCUAUCAUCUGU
This is a messenger RNA of Scomber scombrus (Atlantic mackerel), 2908 nucleotides long. RefSeq names its product nemo-like kinase, type 2 (gene nlk2). NCBI's taxonomy places the organism in Eukaryota, Metazoa, Chordata, Actinopteri, Scombriformes, Scombridae. Gene Ontology annotation, biological process: protein phosphorylation; intracellular signal transduction. The transcript is spliced from 11 exons. The coding region runs from base 1214 to 2818 and encodes 534 amino acids. Gene Ontology annotation, cellular component: nucleus; cytoplasm. The record is from RefSeq and is a predicted model, not a curated record. Gene Ontology annotation, molecular function: MAP kinase activity; ATP binding.